CUGCGGCGGGACCACCAGCUCACCCCGGUCACCGGCCUCUGCUUCCUGACUACCCCUUCGAGUGAAGGAGACGGCAAGAAAGGCGAGAAGACGUACCUCCUGGCCGGGGAGGACACGCACCUCAAGGUCUACGACGGGGACAGCAGGCUGCGCUGCCAGCUGAGGAUCUUCCGCGCCCAGCCCAUCCACGGCAUCAGCGUCGGGGGUGGGAGCGUGCUGCUCUGGGGGAACCAGGCCGUGACGGUCCUCCCCGUAAGCGCCAUCGAGAGCCGCUUGUCAGCCGGACACGACGGUGACCAACCGCCGACACCAAGGAUCGUCGAGGCCAAGGCCCCGGACUGGAUCUACGACGGCGCCAUCUCCCCCUCCGACUCCUCCCGCGGCGUGCUCAUCACCGCGCACAACGAGGCCCUCGAGUUCUCCGUUUCCGACGACACGAUCCGCUUCGGCAGGAUCGCGUCCCCGUCCCGGCCCAUCCUGUACUCCGCGACCUCGACCUGGCUCUCCGAGUCCGCGGUGCUCGUCGCGGGCGGCACCGUCUUCGGCGAGAUCCUGCUGUGGAAGUGCCACUUCGGAGAGGCGAAGCCGCGGUGCGAGGUCCUCUUCGUCUUCACCGGCCACGAGGGGUCCAUCUUCGGCGUCGACAUCUCGCCCGAGAUCGACCUCGGCGGGAGCGCGAGGGGAAGGUUGCUGGCGAGCUGCAGCGACGACAGGACGAUUCGCGUCUGGGACGUCUCCGAACGCGCGGGCGCCGCGCGGUUACUGCACGACUCCCUCGCGGAGGCGCGGGAGACCGGGUUCGGCGGCAGCGGAAGCGCCGCCGCGGCGGAUGUCACGGCGGAAGUAGAGACGACUGUUGCGACGAGCAAGCCCCUGGCCAUGACGAUGGGCCACAUCUCGCGCAUCUGGCACGUCAGGUUCCCGCGCACCAUGGACGGGCUGCUCGUGCGCCGCGGCGGUGCCGGUGGCGAGGCAGCGACCAGCUUGUACUCCUUCGGCGAGGACUCGACGCUGCAGAGGUGGAAGCUCGACCUCGACGUCGAGGGGUGGCGGCGGGGUCUGGGCGCGGAGCAGCACGGUGACGUAGACGUCCGCGGCGGCCUGACGCAUCUCGAGACGCACGCGCGUCACGACGGGAAACACAUCUGGGCCACGGCGCUGCGGGAGACGGAGGGGGGCGAGGUCGUGGUCGCGACGGGCGGGCAGGAUAGUAAAGUCAACCUGCUGACGGACCGCUCGGCUUCGGCGGCGGUCGCGAGCGUGAAGGCCUUGCCGAGUGAGUUGAGGACGUUGGUGAUGCGGGACGUGGUUGGCAAGUUAGGCGGCGCGGCUGCCGGGGCGAGGGAAGCCUUUCACCGAUUCGCAUUCGUCGGGGCGGAUGAGCUGCUUGCGACGAGUACCGCCGGUCGGCUUCUGCUCGGGUCGUUUAAGGGGGAGGAGUUGACGUGGAAAGAGAUCGGGACCGAGGCCGAGACGACAGCUUCUUUGAGGGCUUGCACGAGCCUGAAGAGUCCGGUUGACGGGGUCGCCCUGCUGGGCACCGCGAACAAGAAGAUCUUCAUCUACAGGGGGGGCGAGAUCCGCGAGGUCGGGACGGUUCCUGGGAAGGUCGCCGACAUCUUCUGCCUGGACUCGCCUGACGAGAAGAAGCUCGAGUUCCUCGUCACGAUACUCGGCGGCGAGGAAGCCAUGCAGAUGCUCACGCUGGACUUGGAGUCCUGCACGAUCACGUCUAUGGUCCCCCUCGACCUCGACAACCGCUUCGUCUUCACGGCCGCCUGCCUCGUCUCCGACCUCCUCAUCCUCGGCUCGAGACACGGAUACAUGAGCGUCUUCCGCCGCUCAGAGAAUGACAACCAGCUCACGCCGUUCCCCGCCCCGGAACGCCGCACCUCGGACAGCAUCACAUCCAUCAAACCCCUACCGACAUCGUCAGGAACAAAGACGCACAUCAUCACGACGAGCAGGGACGGCAACUACCGCAUCUACGAACUAACACCCUCCUCCCUCGCCCUCCGCCACGAAACCGCGCCCGCGGCCGUGCCGAACCUCGAGGACGCGUGGGUCUCGGACGCGGGGGAUCUGGUCCUCUGCGGCUUCCGCAGCAAGAACUUCGUCGUGUGGAACGAGACGCGGCACGAGGAGCUCGUCCGUAUGGACUGCGGCGGCGCGCACCGCGCCUUCGCGUAUACCCGCUUCCGGCACCCGCAACGCGUGCGGUUCGUCUUCAACAAGGCCGCCACGCUGGGCGUGUACGAGCAGCCGGCGCCCGAGACGGCCGUCGUGCACCACGGCACCCUGAAGCGCGGGACCCACGGGCGCGAGGUAAGGGCCGUGGCGUACUCUGGGCGCUACAUCGCGACUGGCGCCGAGGACACGGCGAUCCGGAUCUGGGAGUACAUCUCCGCAGCAGCGAACCCCCUGGAGAGAGAGCUGCGCUGCGUGAAGGUUGUUAAGGUCCACACGGCGGGCCUGCAGUCGCUCAAGUGGCUCGGACAGGAGCUGCUCUUCAGCUGUAGCGGGAACGAGGAGUUCAUGGUCUGGCGUGUGACGGAGCUCGGCGGCGCGGCUGGGUUAGGUCUGAUGCGUGAGGCGGUGUUCGAGGACAGGAGCGCCGACGGGGACCUGCGGAUCACGAGUUUCGACGCGGCGUGGGUUGAGGACGGCAGGGCUGUGGGAAUCACGAUGGCGUUUUCGAAUUCGGUGGUUAAGACGUACCGGUAUACGCCCGAGAAAGGGUUCGAGUUGUUGGCUAGGGGCAGGUAUACGGGCGCGUGUCUAACGCAGGUGCGGCAUCUCACUGUCGGUGGCCAGGACGCGGCGUGGGAGGUCGUCACCGCUGCGACGGACGGGUGUCUCGGCGUGUGGAAGAGCGAGGGCGGGGAGUUCGUUUUGCAGUCCACGGCGCGGGUUCACCAGAGCAGCGUGAAGGCGCUCGACAUCCACCGCACUGCUUCACAGGUCGUGGUACUCACAGGCGGCGACGACGACGCGCUCGGGAUCACGACGCUUGAUCCGCAGGCUGGAUUCACGGCGAUGGGUAGGGCCGGUGUGAGGAAAGCCCACGCGGCGGCCAUCAACGGGCUCGCGGUCCUCCGGGGGACGGAGGCCGGGGAAGUAGUGUACGCGACGGCGAGUAAUGACCAGCGGGUCAAGAUGUGGAAGGUCGGGUGGCGGGAGGGGGUUGAGGAGGUGACGAUGCUGGCGGAUGAGUACAGCGGCGUUGCUGAUGCCGGGGACUUGGAGGUUAUCGAGGGCGGGAGGGUUGUUGUUGGGGGUGUUGGGUUGGAGGUUUGGGAUUGGGCUUCGAGGAUUUGA
Molecule: messenger RNA, 3318 nt
Organism: Colletotrichum karsti
Lineage: Eukaryota; Fungi; Ascomycota; Sordariomycetes; Glomerellales; Glomerellaceae
Product: WD repeat protein
Exons: 1
Biological process (GO): tRNA methylation
Cellular component (GO): cytoplasm
Molecular function (GO): protein binding
Source: RefSeq, a predicted model, not a curated record